This is a messenger RNA of Insectozyma verbasci, 990 nucleotides long. The record is from the annotation of a GenBank genome assembly. Lineage: Eukaryota; Fungi; Ascomycota; Pichiomycetes; Serinales; Debaryomycetaceae.
AUGUCAAAAAUUUUUAAAACCCCCCCUACCAAAAAGGUUGAACACGAACAACAUAUACUAGAGAAAUUAGAUGAUGAUAUACUAAAAGUAAAUCAAAUACGGCAUGAUUUUACUUCAAACUCCACACAUUCGUUAGAUGAUGAAUUAAAAAUAGAUUCAGAUGAAGCUGAUAAAAAUUGGCACAUCGCUUCAGAAUAUUAUAAAAAUAUAGAUACGAAAGCUUUUAGACAAUAUGAAUUAGCUUGUGAUAGAGUUAAAUCAUUCUAUGAAGAACAACAUGAAAAACAAACUGUUGCUUAUAAUUUACAAGCUAGAAUAAAUUUUAAAACUAAAACAAGAGAUAGAAUGACAAUAUGGCAAGGUUUAGAGAAAUUAAAUAAAUUAUUAGAUGAAUCAGAUCCAGAUACUGAAUUAUCACAAAUAGAUCAUGCUUUGCAAACGGCUGAAGCUAUAAGAAGAGAUGGUAAACCUAGAUGGUUUCAAUUAGUUGGUUUAAUUCAUGAUCUAGGAAAAUUACUUUAUUUUUUUGAUUCAAAAGGUCAAUGGGAUGUUGUUGGUGAUACAUUUCCAGUUGGUUGUAAAUUUUCAAAACGUAUAAUAUUCCCCGAAAGUUUUAAAAAGAAUCCUGAUUAUGUUAAUCCAUUAUAUAAAUCAAAAUAUGGUAUAUAUUCAAAACAUUGUGGUUUAGAUAAAGUUAUGUUAAGUUGGGGUCAUGAUGAGUAUAUGUAUCAUAUUGCAAAGAAGAAUUCAAAUCUACCACCUGAAGCAUUAGCAAUGAUAAGAUAUCAUUCAUUUUAUCCAUGGCAUCAAGAAUUGGCUUAUACUUAUUUAAUGGAUGAUCAUGAUAAAGAGAUGCUAAAAGCUGUUAAAGCUUUUAAUAAAUAUGACUUAUAUUCAAAAAUUGAUCAGCAAUACAAUAUUGAAGAAUUAAAACCUUAUUAUUUAGAGUUGAUUAAUGAAUUUUUCCCAAAUGAAAUUAUAGAUUUUUAA